AUGUUAUCCGAGGUCAACGAAGAUUUUAGGGUGAUGUUUCCACUACAUUCCUUGGUCUGGGAAAAUGAUUACAGGAAUUUGGAAAACGAGUCAACAAAGGUAUGUCAAAAUAUGGACAAUGAGUUAGCUAUAACUACUCACCUGUUUGGCCGCCUUUAGCUAGCUACAGCUAUAUCUGCUUUAAAAUGGCUGAAACCAACGUUAGCUACUUGGCUAACUUCUUGCUAGCUAACGCGUUAGCUACUUGGCCUGACAUGCAGAUCCAUACAAUUUGACUGGCGUAACUCCCAGGCUAUGUAUUCAAUUGUAUCCGUUCACGGAAUGACACGUUGCAUCAAUGAUCGUGAUGAUACACAUUUAUUUUAACAUAACUAACUAGUCAGCCUUCUAGCUAAUAAGUUUGACUUUUUGGUUUCACUUUGCAUGGGCUAUUUCCUGCUGUUCGACACGAUACCAGGGGCGUGUUCAUUAGUCGCAGACCGUUUCCGGAAACCGUUUCAUUUAGGAUCCAAAGAUUAUGGAGAUACUGACAAGAAACAUGUCUCUCCGCCCUAACAAUGGGAGUCGUUGUCCACAAAGUGGCACGGUGGGCUGUCUAGCUCCCUCCUGCCUAUCCUUUCUUUGGAUUGGUGGAUACAUCUUAUUAUUGUAAUCAUUUUUUGAAUAUUCGAUGAGGCUUGUUGACGUCAACCGCCUGUAUUCAAUGGAGAGAGAUGCUACUACCUCAUGCUAUAGAUAUACAUAGCCAUCUCGAGACAACUCCGAUAGUGUUUUUUUCUCAGAUUUGCCGGGAUGUCACGUUUCAAACUUAUAUCGGUACACUCGUAAAAAACGUAAUCAUUACGAAACUUCUAUUCGAUCAAAUAAACACCACAUAGCAAUUAAGCCAUUGUUUUAUUUGUUUAAACCAAAUACGAAACUCUCAUUGCCCUCCAUACAAAAACUCCUUGCUUGGUGAGUGAAACAACAACAAAAAGCCUCCUGCUGGAGCGAGACAGAUUUUCUGCCAAAUUGGGACUCUCUUUUCCUCUUCCUCUCCAGGCCUAAUCAUUACGCCAAACAGUUACAAAGCGUUCCUAUUGGACAGGUUCAGCAAACAGGGCGGGACCUACGUAAAUGUAUCCAAUAGAAACGCUAGUUUUUGUUGCAUGGGGUAAUGAUUACGCCCAGAAUUUGUCCCAAUAGUAGGCAGGGAAACCCGUUUUUGUGAUCUCGGGUCUACACUGAACAAAAAUAUAAAUGCAACAAGCUGAAAUAAAAGAUCCCAGAAAUGUUCCAUAUGCACAAAAAACUUAUUUCUCAAAAAUGUUGUGCACAAAUUUGUUUACAUCCCUCUUAGUGAGCAUUUCUUCUUUGCCAAAAUAAUCCAUCCACCUGACAGCUUUGACAUAUCAAGAAGCUGAUUAAACAGCAUGAUCAUUACACACCUUGUGCUGGGGACAAUAAAAUACCACUCUAAAUUGUGCAGUUCUGUCACACAACACAAUGCCACAUAUGUCUCAAGUUUUGAGGGAGCGUGCAAUUGGCAUGCUGACUGCAGCCAUGUCCACCAGAGCUGUUGCCAGAUAAAUUAAUGUUUUAGAGAAUUUGACAGUACGUCCAACCGGCCUCAGAACCGCAAACUACGUGUAACCACGCAAGCCCAGGACCUCCACAUCCGGCGUCUUCACCUGCGGGAUCGUCUGAGACCAGCCACCCGGACAGCUGAUGAAACUGGGUUUGCACAACCGAAGAAUUUCAUCACAAACUGUCAGAAACCUUCUCAGGGAAGCUCAUCUGUUUUCUAGUCGUCCUCACCAGGGUCGUGACCUGACUGCAGUUCGGCGUCGUGACCGACUUCAGUGGGCAAAUGCUCACCUUCAAUGGCCACUGGCACGCUGGACAAGUGUGCUCUUCACGGAUGAAUCCCAAUUCAAAAGUCAGUUAAGAACAAAUUCUUAUUUACAAUGACGGCCUACCAAAAGGCAGAAAGGCUGGGAUUUAAAAAAUUAAUAUAAAUGUAGGACCAAACACAUCACAACAGGCUCUGUCGUAGCCGGCCGCGACCGGGAGACCCAUGGGGCGGUGCACAAUUGGCCCAGCGUCGUCCAGGGUAGGGGUGGGAAUGGCCGGCAGGGAUGUAGCUCAGUUGGUAGAGCAUGGCGUUUGCAACGCCAGGGUUGUGGGUUCGAUUCCCACGGGGGGCCAGUAUGAAAAAUAAAAAAAUUAUGUAUGCACUCACUAACUGUAAGUCGCCCUGGAUAAGAGCGUCUGCUAAAUGACUCAAAUGUAAAAAAAAAAAAAAAAACGAGACAACACUACAUAAAGAGAGAACUAAGACAACAUAGCAUGGCAGCAACACACGACAACACAGCAAGGUAGCAACCCAACAUGAAAACAACAUGGUGGCAGCAUUACAACAUGGUAGCAGCACAAGACAUGGUACAAACAUUAUUGGGCACAGACAACAGCACAGAGGGCAAGAAGGUAGAGACAACAAUGCAUCACGUAAAGCAGCUACAAUGCACGGCCCCAUGUCGCAAGGACCUGUACACAAUUCCUGGAAGCCGAACAUGUCCCAGUUCUUCCAUGACCUGCAUACUCACCAGACAUGUAACCCAUUAAGCAUAUUUGGGAUGCUCUGGAUUGACGUGUACGACAGCGUGUUCCACUUCCCACCAAUAUCCAGAAACUUCACACAUUCAUUGAAGAGGAGCGGGACAACAUUCCACAGGCCACAAUCAACAUCCUGAUCAACUCUAUGUGAAGGAGAUGUGUCACGUUGCAUGAGACAAAUCGUGGUCACACCGGAUACUGACUGGUUUUCUGAUCCACGUCCCUACCUUUUGGAAAAAAAGGUAUCAGUGACCAACAGAUGCAUAUAUGUAUUCCCAGUCGUGAAAUCCAUAUAUUAAUUUAUUUCAAUUGACUGAUUUUUGUUCACUUGUUCAUCAAAAUAAAUAAAUCGCAGCACGUUUUUGGACUCAUUCAGCAGUUUUUACCUGAUUUAAGUACAAUACCAUUAGAAAUUAAUGUUGAAAGUUCAAUUUAUAUUCCUAAAACUUAAGUUAAAAAUGAUGCUGUCGCUGCUUCCUGUUGACAAAACAUUUUGAUAAAUAGCCCAAUGUCAAAACUGUUUUAAAGUGUCCAAAUCAAUGACCAAUAUGCAGAAACAGAUCGUUAUAUAUUGAAAACAUAAAAUGUACUCUCUACACAUACUGAGCCUUUAGAAAGUAUUCAUAUCCCUUCACUUAUUCCACAUUUUGUUGUUACAACCUGAAUUCAAAAUGGAUUAAAUCGAUUUUAUUUUCUCACCCAUCUACUACACACAAUACCCCAUAAUGUCAAAGUGAAAACAUGUUUUUAGAAAUUUUUGCAAAUAUAUUGAAAAUGAAAUACAGAAAUAUCUCAUUUUCAUAAGUAUUCACAUCCGGAGUCAAUACAUGUUAAAAUCACAUUUGGCAGAGAUUACAGCUGUGAGUCUUUCUGGGUAAGUCUCCAAAAGCUUUGCACACCUGGAUUGUACAAUAUUUGCCCAUUAUUCUUAAAAAAAAUAUUCCAGCUCUGUCAAAUUGGUUGUUGAUCAUUGCAAGACAAUCAUUUUGAAGUCUUGCCAUAGAUUUUCAGGCAGAUUUAAGUCAAAACUGUAACUCGGCCACUCAGGAACAUUCACUGUCUUCUUGGUAAGCAACUCCAGUGUAGAUUUGGCCUUGUGUGUUAGGUUAUUGUCCUGCUGAAAGGUGAAUUCAUCUCCCAGUGUCUGGUGGAAAGCAGACUGAAACCAUUUUAUCCUGGAAAAACUCCCCAGUCCUUAACUAUUACAAGCAUACCCAUGCAGCCAUCACUAUGCUUGAAAAUAUGGAGAGUGGUACAAAGUAAUGUGUUGUAUUGGAUUUGCCCCAGACAUAACAUUUUGUAUUCUGGACAAAAAGUUAAUUACUUUGCCACCUAUUUUUUGCAGUAUUACCUUGCCUUGCUCCAAACAGGACAAAUGUUUUGGAAUAUUCUGUACAGGCUUCCUUAUUUUCACUCUGUCAAUUAGGUUAGUAUUGUGGAGUAACUACAAUGUUGUUGAUCCAUCCUCCGUUUUCUCCUAUCACAGCCAUUAAACUAUGUAACUGUUUUAAAGUCACCAUUGGCCUUAUGGUGAAAUCCCUGAGCAGUUCCUUCCUCCCCGGCAACUAAGUUAGGAAGGACCCCUGUAUCUUUUUUAGUAGCUGGGUGUAUUGAUCCACCAUCCAAAGUGUAUUUAAUAACUUCACCAUGCUCAAAGGGAUAUUCAGUGUCUGCUUUUUUUUUACCCAUCUACCAAUAGGUGCCCUUCUUUGCGAGGCAUUGGAAAAGCUCCCUAGUCUUUGUGGUUGAAUCUGUGUUUGAAAUUCACUGCUCGACUGAGGGACCUUACAGAUAAUUGUAUGUGUGGGAUACAGAGUUGAGGUAGUCAUUCAAAAAUCAUGUUAAACACUAUUAUUGCACACAGAGUGAGUCCAUGCAACUUAUUAUGUGACUUGUUAAGCACAUUUUUACUCCUGAACUUAUUUAGGCUUGCCAUAACAAAGGGGUUGAAUACUUAUUGACUCAAGACAUUUCAGCUUUUUAUUUUUAAUUAAUUUGUAAAAAUGUCAAAUAAUAUAAUUCCACUUUGUGUGUGUGUGUAGGCCAGAGACCAAAAAAUCAAUUUAACCCAUUUUAAAUUCGGGCUGUAACAACAAAAUGUGGAAAAAGUCAAGGGGUGUGAAUACUUUCUGAAGGCACUGUACAUUUGGAACAAUAGUAAUCAUGCGCUGUUCAAAAAUACCACAACUAAAAAAUUAAAUGGAAACUGGAGAUAUUUUUUACAUCACUGGUUAGAGGACAACCUGCAGAACACAAUGAGCUACAUUUUGGAAUGUUGCAUUUUGAUAUGGGGGUCACCAAAACAGAAAGAGAAAUGCAACACAGUUUUUUCAAUCACUUAUAUCGAUUAUCACGUUGAAAUCAAUUGCGUGAGAGGGGGACAUGAGGUUGCAUGUCCUGUUAACUAACACGGCUCACAAACCACACGUAAUCUGGGAAUAAUGUGUACAUCACUGGUUAGAGGACAAUUUGUAGAAGACUGCUAGCUACAUUUUGAAUUGUUGCAUUUUGAUUUCAAGUGGGUCGCCAAUGCGGUAAGUGUAAUGCAACAAUUUUUUUGUUAAUCACUUCCAUCUAUCACGUUGAAAGCACUAGAACAGGGGGCAAACGUUUGGGGUGUGGUGCUGUUUAAACUAACACUAUUCAAAGGCCACACAGAAACUUGGAAUAACCUGUACAUGGUUGGUUAGAUGAGAAUUUCUAGAAGCCUUAUAUCUAUAUUUUUGAAUAUCGGAUGUUGAUUUCGGGAGGCUGCCAUCACGGAAAAGGGAACAAACGUACAGUUAUGAAUAGAACAACUGUUCCCUGAAGGAGGGAACGAGGUAUAUCAUACUAAGGGGAGUCAAUGACCAAUCAUAUUCACCUGAAAACACGCCAAUAUGGCCAAUGGAUGCAGAGCCCGCCCUCGAUAGCCCUGCCUUCCUGGCUAUAAUACCGGACCUCUAAUUAAUUUCCUCAAUUCAGUACCACUCUUCAGUUAGCCCAACCCACUGACGCCGCGUGGCCAAAAUAUGUUAUACCUCGUUCCCUCAUUCAGGGAACAGUAGUUAUAUUCAUAACUGUACGUUCCCAUUCAGUCGGUCACUCUGUAUAACAUAAUAUGUGGACAUACAAUCACGCCCCACAUACAAUCACGCCCCAAACUGGCUCAGAGGGUACCAAAAUAGGAGUCCCACAGCAGCCUAAGCACACACAGGUUCCACCGGCUCCAAAAAGGGGUUACAGAAGCCACUUUUCCCCCAAUAAUACUUACCCGAGAAGCCUGAACUGUCAGAGCCCCAUAUAGAACCUGCUGCAACCUGGCUGUGCACACUGACACGCUGCCACUGCAGCCCAAGUCCAUAGACCCCACGGUUCCAAGAACAAUACUUACCUUGCGAGCCUGAAAUGUCAGAACUCGUACAAGGAGCCGCAAGACCAAAAUAACAGAACACCUGUUGUGACUUGGUAAAGGGCACGCGCGCUGCAUAGCGUCGAUGAACCAUGGCAGCCCGAGGUUAAAACCCACAUGAAACCUGCACUAACCUUGAAACUGUGUACUCGUGCGCUGCCACAGCCGCCCAAGGCUCAAACCCUCAGGAAACUGUGGUAACCCUGAUAAUGCACACUUUAUGCGCUGCCGCAGCCCAAGGCUCAAACCCACGCUCUAGACCAGGGUUCUUCAAUUCUGGUCCUGGAGGGCCGAAACAGUUCUGUUUUUUAUUUCUACCUGGUAGUUAAUUGCAAUCUGAAUUAGCCCCUGAUUAGAAGGAGAGGAUGAAAAACAGAGGUGUUUCGGCCCUCCAGGACCGGAAUUGAAGAACCCUGCUCUAGACUAAAGCCUCCUGAACGUUUCACGUCCCUACCAAUAGAAACCCUCGAUUUUGUUGCAAAACGUUUUCCAUUUGGAGUAGGGAUGGGCAUUUGAAAUGAUUUCAGUAUUCUAAUAAUAUCAUGACAUUUUUUCGUAUAUCCGGAUAGUCGAAAACAUGGGUACACUUCAAUGGAGACUUACUCACACAACUCGAGAGAUGGAGUCGGUGCGCUGGUGGGGGAGGGGCGAGAGAGGAGCCGGGGCCAGUGUGUGUGACAGUACAGUGGGGGAAAAAAGUAUUUAGUCAGCCACCAAUUGUGCAAGUUCUCCCACUUAAAAAGAUGAGAGAGGCCUGUAAUUUUCAUCAUAGGUACAUGUCAACUAUGACAGACAAAAUGAGAAAAAAAAUCCAGAAAAUCACAUUGUAGGAUUUUUAAUGAAUUUAUUUGCAAAUUAUGGUGGAAAAUAAGUAUUUGGUCAAUAACAAAAGUUUCUCAAUACUUUGUUAUAUACCCUUUGUUGGCAAUGACACAGGUCAAACGUUUUCUGUAAGUCUUCACAAGGUUUUCACACACUGUUGCUGGUAUUUUGGCCCAUUCCUCCAUGCAGAUCUCCUCUAGAGCAGUGAUGUUUUGGGGCUGUCGCUGGGCAACACGGACAUUCAACUCCCUCCAAAGAUUUUCUAUGGGGUUGAGAUCUGGAGACUGGCUAGGCCACUCCAGGACCUUGAAAUGCUUCUUACGAAGCCACUCCUUCGUUGCCCGGGCGGUGUGUUUGGGAUCAUUGUCAUGCUGAAAGACCCAGCCACGUUUCAUCUUCAAUGCCCUUGCUGAUGGAAGGAGGUUUUCACUCAAAAUCUCACGAUACAUGGCCCCAUUCAUUCUUUCCUUUACACGGAUCAGUCGUCCUGGUCCCUUUGCAGAAAAACAGCCCCAAAGCAUGAUGUUUCCACCCCCAUGCUUCACAGUAGGUAUGGUGUUCUUUGGAUGCAACUCAGCAUUCUUUGUCCUCCAAACACGACGAGUUGAGUUUUUACCAAAAAGUUAUAUUUUGGUUUCAUCUGACCAUAUGACAUUCUCCCAAUCCUCUUCUGGAUCAUCCAAAUGCACUCUAGCAAACUUCAGACGGGCCUGGACAUGUACUGGCUUAAGCAGGGGGACACGUCUGGCACUGCAGGAUUUGAGUACCUGGCGGCGUAGUGUGUUACUGAUGGUAGGCUUUGUUACUUUGGUCCCAGCUCUCUGCAGGUCAUUCACUAGGUCCCCCCAUGUGGUUCUGGGAUUUUUGCUCACCGUUCUUGUGAUCAUUUUGACCCCAUGGGGUGAGAUCUUGCGUGGAGCCCCAGAUCGAGGGAGAUUAUCAGUGGUCUUGUAUGUCUUCCAUUUCCUAAUAAUUGCUCCCACAGUUGAUUUCUUCAAACCAAGCUGCUUACCUAUUGCAGAUUCAGUCAUCCCAGCCUGGUGCAGGUCUACAAUUUUGUUUCUGGUUGUCCUUUGACAGCUCUUUGGUCUUGGCCAUAGUGGAGUUUGGAGUGUGACUGUUUGAGGUUGUGGACAGGUGUUUUUUAUACUGAUAACAAGUUCAAACAGGUGCCAUUAAUACAGGUAACGAGUGGAGGACAGAGGAGCCUCUUAAAGAAGAAGUUACAGGUCUGUGAGAGCCAGAAAUCUUGCUUGUUUGUAGGUGACCAAAUACUUAUCUUCCACCAUCAUUUGCAAAUAAAUUCAUAAAAAAUCCUACAAUGUGAUUUUCUGGAUUUUUUUUUCUCAAUAUGUCUGUCAUAGUUGACGUGUACCUAUGAUGAAAAUUACAGGCCUCUCUCAUCUUUUUAAGUGGGAGAACUUGCACAAUUGGUGGCUGACUAAAUACAUUUUUUCCCCCACUGUAUGUGUGUGGCACAGAGGGAGAGAGUGAGAGAAAGUAGCCAAACUGACUCGCUACUUAACUUAUGGCAGCAACAAGUUUGUUUAUCUAUCAUACCAUCGGUUAGUUCCUGUCUUGACUGCAUCAAAUCAUUGUAAAGAAGCUAGUUAGCUACAGUAGCCAGCUAAGUUAGCCAGCUAGCUAGCUAAAGUAGUAAAGCUAAUUGAGGCUAUUUUGCUGCGCUCCCCAGUCCUUGUCUACAACAACUCCAUCAGUGGAGGCUGGUGGGAAGAGCUAUAGGAGGAGAGUAAUGGAACGGUAUCAAACCACAUCAAACAUAUGGAAACCACAUGUUUGACUCCGUUCCAUUAAUUCCAUUCCAGCUAUUACAAUGAGCCAUCCUCCUAUAGCUCCUCCCACCAGCCUCCACUGAACUCCAUUCAUAUGAAACAACAGCCUACCUGUUGGUUGAUCAUUGUAGCCUACUCCUCAUUACUCCGCCAACUUAAUUCCUUAAUUUUUAUUCCAUUUUGCAUUGAUUAGAAAUCUCUAACUACACAGAGAGCCUCUGACUGUAGCGCCGCUUUGAUUGACCGACAUAGAUGCACUCAUAAAAACUGUCAUAAAACUGUUUUAUUAAAUUGUUGAAUGUAAUGGUCUAUCCUUGUAAGCUAUGUAGCAAUGUCACAUAGAUAAUUACAUUUUAGACAAAGACUUUUCAUUAAAAAAAAGUAUAGGCCUAUUCCUUUUCUCAAAAUGAGUACUCUCCCAAGUAAUCGAAUACAAAUGUCCAUUCAGAUAUUCGAAUAACCAUGUCCAUCCCUAGUUUAGAGUAAACAAUUUCUGUUGCAAAACGUUUUGCAACCGACUAAUGAAUACACCCCAGGUACCCACUGAUUCUUGAAGAAUAGAAACGCCUCAAGCUUAUAACUGUCUUUCCCUAUCAUAACCCAAAUAUAUGGUGUUUUUACUCCAUUGGAAUUGUUUGAGUCUUUAACAGGCAAUGUAGCUUCCAGCAUAGAAUUAGGAAUGAGAAAACUAGCUAAUAAUUUAAUAGGAUCUCUAUGCUUCCAGUGUGUAUGACAUCGAUCUGAUGUGCAAUUCUCUUUAGGUAGCUUUUGAAGGCAUUGCAAUGUUUGUUUGUUUCUUUCAGAAUGACAUCGAGGCUGUGGAUCCCAGGGGAAGAACACCGCUCCACCUGGCUGUGUCACUGGGACACCUGGAGUCAGUGAGAGUGCUUCUGAGACAUGGUGCUGAAGUUACCAAAGAGAACACCAAGAAUUGGACAGGUUGGGCAGGCUAUUCUACAUCACACACUACAGUUGUCCAAGUGUAAAUGUUUAUUAUUAAUAUGAUGAAUUCCACAUGCUAUUUACAGUACCUUUUAGAAAGUAUUCACACCCCUUUACUUUUUAGACAUUUUGUUAUGUUACAGCCUGAAUUUAAGAUUUUUAUAAAUGUUUACAAAUUAGUUCAAAAUUAAAAGCUGAAAUGUCUUGAGUCAAUAAGUAUUCAACCCCUUUGUUAUGGCAAGCCUAAAUUAGUUCAGGAGUAAACAUGUGCUUAACAAGUCAAAUAAUAAGAUGCAUGGACUUACUCUGUGUGCAAUAAUAGUGUUUAACAUGAUUUUUGAAUGACUACCUCAACUCUGUACUCCACACAUACAAUUAUCUGUAAGGUCCCUCAGUCGAGCAGUGAAUUUCAAACACAGAUUCAACCACAAAGACCAGGGAGGUUUUCCAAUGCCUCGCAAAGAAGGGCACCUAUUGGUAGAUGGGUAAAAAAAAAGCAGACAUUGAAUAUCCCUUUGAGCAUGGUGAAGUUAUUAAUUACACUUUGGAUGGUGUAUCAAUACACACAGUCACUACAAAGAUACAGGGGUGCUUCCUAACUCAGCUGCCAGAGAGGAAUGAAACCGCUCUGGGAUUUCACCAUGAGGCCAAUGGUGACUUUAAAACAGUUACAGAGUUUAAUGGCUAUGAUUGGAGAAAACCAAGGAUGGAUCAACAACAUUGUAGUUACUCCAUAAUACUAACCUAAAUGACAGAGUGAAAAGAAGGAAGCCUGUAGAGAAUAAAAAUAUGACAAAACAUGCAUCCUGCUUGCAACAAGGCACUAAAGUAAAACUGCAAAAAAUGUGGCAAAGAAAUUAGAUUUAUGUCCUGAAUACAAAGCGUUAUGUUUGGGAGAAAUCCAACACAACAUUGAAUGUUCCUGCGUGGCCUAGUUACAGUUUUGACUUAAAUCGGCUUGAAAAUCAAUGUCAAGACUUGAAAAUGGCUGUCUAGCAAUGAUCAACAACCAACUUAACAGAGCUUGAAUAAUUAUUUUAAGAAUAAUGUGCAAAUAUUGUACAAUCCAGGUGUAUUUGUAUUUAUUAUGCCAAGGCAGCAGCUACUGUUCCUGGGGUCCAGCAAAAUUAAAAACAUUACAUUACAUUUCACAACAUAUUAAGUGUGUGCCCUCAGGCCACUACUCUACAACACAAAAUCCAUGUGUACAUCUGUGUAUAGUGCGUAUGCUAUCGCGCGUGUGUGUGUCUCUUCACAAUCCCCGCUGUUCCAUAAGGUGUAUUUUUUAUCUGUUUUUUAAGUCUGAUUUUACUGCUUGCAUGAGUUACUUGGUGUGGAAUAGAUGUCCAUGUAGUCAUUGCUCUAUGUAGUACUGUGUGCCUCCCAUAGUCUGUUCUGGACUUGGGGAUUGUGAAGAGACCUCUGGUGGCAUGUCUUGUGGGGUAUGCAUGGGUGUCUGAGCUGUGGGCUAGUAGUUUAAACAGACAGCUCGGUACUUUCAACAUGUCAAUACCUCUCACAAAGACAAGUACUGUAGUGAUGCAGUCAAGCUCUCCUCUACUUUGAGCCAGGAGAGAUUGACAUGCAUAUUAUUAAUGUUAGCUCUCCGUGUACAUUUAAGGGUCAGCCAUGCUGCCCUGUUCUGGGCCAAUUGUAAUUUUCUUAAGUCCCUCUUUGUAGCACCUGACCACAUGACUGGAAAGUAGUCCAGGUGCGACAAACUAGGGCCUGUAGGACCUGCUUUGUUGAUAGUGUUGUUAAGAAGGCAGAGCAGCGCUUAAUUAUGGACAUACUUCUCCCCAUUUUAGCUACUGUUGCAUCAAUAUGUUUUGACCAUGACAGUUUACAAUCCAGGGUUACUCCAAGCAGUUUAGUCUCCUCAACUUGCUCAAUUUCCACAUUAUUAAUUACAGGAUUUAGUUGAGCUUUAGGGUUUGUGAAUGAUUUGUCCCAAAUACAAUGCUUUUAGUUUUUGAAAUAUUUAGAACAAACGUAUUUCUUGCCACCCAUUCUGAAACUGACUGCAGCUCUUUUUGUUAUGUGUUGCAGUGAUUUCACUUGCUGUGGUAGCUAACAUGUAUAGUGUUGAGUCAUCAGCAUACAUAGACACACAGGCAGUUACUUAGAGCCAGUGGCAGGUCAUUAGUAAAGAUUGAAAAAAGUAAGGGGCCUAGACAGCUUCCCUAGGGAAUGCCUGACUCUACCUGGGUUAUGUUAGAGAAGCUUUCCAUUAAAGAACACCCUCUGUGUUCUGUUAGACAGGUAACUCUCAAUCUGUAGCUCAGCUGGUAGAGCACGGCGCUUGUAACGCCAAGGUAGUGGGUUCGAUCCCCGGGACCACCCAUACACAAAAAAAUAAAUAAAUGUAUGCACGCAUGACUGUAAGUCGCUUUGGAUAAAAGCGUCUGCUAAAUGGCAUAUUAUUAUUAUUAUUAUUAUUAUUACAAUAUAGCAGGGGAUGUAAAGCCAUAACACCUACGUUUUUCCAGCAGCAGAUUAUGAUCGAUAAUGUCAAAAGCUGCACUGAAGUCUAACAAAACAGCUCCCACAAUAUUUAUAUGAUCAAUUUCUCUCACCCAAUCAUCAGUCAUUUGUGUAAGUGCCGUACAUGUUGAAUGCCCUUCACUAUAAGCGUGCUGAAAAUCUGUUGUUAAUUUGUUUACUGUGAAAUAGCAUUGUAUCUGGUCAAACACCAAUUUUCCAAAAGUUUACUAAGGGUUGGUAACAGUCUGAUUAGUCGGCUGCUUGAGCCUGUAAAGGCUGGUUUGCUAUUCUUGGGUAGCGGAAUGACCUUUGCUUCCCUCCAGGCCUGAGGGCACACACUUUCCUGUAGGCUUAGAUUGAAGAGAUAGCCAAUAGGAGUGGCAAUAUCGUCCGCUAUCAUCCUCAGUAAUUUUCCAUCUAAGUUGUCAGGCCCAGGUGGCUUGUCAUUGUUGAUAGACAACAAUAAUUAUUUCACCCCUUCCACACUCACUUUACAGAAUUCAAAAUUACAAUGCUUGUCUUUCAUAAUUUGGUCAGUUAUGCAUGGAUGUGUAGGUUCAGAAUUUGUUGUUGGCAUGUAAUGCCUAAAUUUGCUAAUCUUGCCAAUGAAAAAAUCCUUAAAGUAGUUGGCAAUAUCAGUGGGUUUUGUUAUGAAUGAGCCAUCUGAUUCAAUGAAUGAUGGAGCCGAGUUCGCCUUUUGGCCCAAAAUUUCAUUUAAGGUGCUCCAAAGCUUUUUACUAUCGUUCUUUAUAUAAUUUAUCUUUGUUUCAUAGUACAGUUUAUUCUUCUUUUUGUUCAGUGUAGUCACAUGGUUUCUCAAUUUACAGUACGUUCGCCAAUCUGCUGUGCAGCCAGACUUAUUUCCCAUUCCUUUUGCCUCAUCCCUCUCAACCAUAACAUUUUUCAAUUCCUCAUCAAUCCACCAGGAUUUAACAAUUUUUACAGUCAUUUUGUUAAUGGGUGCAUGCUUAUUAGUAACUGGAAUAAGCAAUUUCAUAAAUGUGUCAAGUACAGCAUCUGGUUGUUCCUCAUUACACACCACAGACCAGCAAAUGUUCUUGAGUGGGCAGCUUGAUGAAAGCCAGUCAAUAUUUAGGUCACCCAGAAAUGGAUUAAACAGAUUUAUUUUCUCACCCAUCUACACACAAAACUCUUAGAGACUUACCCAGAAAGACACAGCUGUAAUCACUGCCAAAGUUGAUUGUAACAUGUAUUGACUCAGGGGUGUGAAUACUUAUGUAAAUUGAUAUUUCUGUAUUUCAUUUUCAAUAAAUUUGCCAACAUUUCGAAAAACAUGUUUUCACAUUGUCAUUAUGGGAUAUUGUGUGUAGAUGGGUGAGAUGUAUUUAUUUAAUACAUUUUGAAUUCAGGCUGUAACACAACAAAAUGUGGAAUAAGUCAAGGGGUUUGAAUACUUUCUGAAGGCACUGUAUAUGGCUAUGCCUUCAUCUGACACGCCUUGGUGUAGGUCUAUUUGUUAGUUGUUAAAUUGUGUGAUCAAAAUCACUUCCACAUAUGCACAGUGGGCGUUUCAGUAACAAUUUCACACAACAUGUAUGCCUGAAUCGGUAGGUGCCUCUAUUCCAGUUGAAGUGAGACAGUAUUUCUUUCCAGUGCAUCACACAAUACCUCUUGUUACUACACACACAGCUUACUAGUUGAUGCUGGCCAAAACAAUUAUUUAUUUUGUAUACAUUUGUUAUCACAGAAGUGUGUUAUAUGUUUAAAAUAACUUCUCAUCAUAAACAUGUUUGUGUGUAGUGCUGCAGGAGGCGGUCAGCACCGGCGACCCAGAGAUGGUUCAGCUAGUGCUCCAGCGGAGAGACUACCUCAAAGCCUCUACAGCCCUGGGAGGAGUGCCUGAGCUUCUGAGCAAGAUCCGUGAGGUGUUCUUACUCUCUCUGUUUGCUCCCCUCUCUGAAAUGUUUUUCACUCAUCACAUUUAAGUAACUCAUGCCUCUUUCCAAUCCCCCCCAGUCCCCGGAUUUCUACAUGGAAAUGAAAUGGGAGUUCACAAGUUGGAGUAAGUUCUAGUUGAUAACCCCGCCAUUAGAUUGUGCUAUGUGUGGAUGUUUGAGACGUUGUUGUUUACAUUGCUUUCCCAUCUGUUCCCAGUCCCCCUCGUGUCCCGGGUUUGUCCCAGUGAUGUGUGUCGGAUCUGGAAGAGCGGAGCCAGCCUGCGUGUGGACGCCACUCUGCUGGGCUUCGAGAACAUGACUUGGAUCAGAGGUCGUCGGAGCUACAUCUUCAGAGGAGAUGGUAAGUCCCUUUUUCCCUGAGUAAGGCUUGCACACAACGGCGUCCUACUGACCACUGUUUCAGCAGGCCGUCUCAUCUUUUACCUCGUCUUUUACCGUAUUUUCCGCACUAUAAGGCGCACCGGAUUAUAAGGCGCACAUUCAAUGAAUGGCCUAUUUUAGAACUGUUUUCAUAGAUAGGGCGCACCGGAUUAUAAGGCGCAUAGAAUAGAAGAUACUGCAGUCAAACGUUUGACUGGGGUUGCGUUAUGCAUCCACUAGAUGGAGCUGUGCUAAAGGGAAUGUCAACAAAACAGUCAGAUAAAGUCAAACUUUAUUAAGCGUUCUGACAACAAUUUUGGGGUCUUUAUACACACACAAGUGGUGUGGGACUGUGAGUAAGCACAGUACCGGUGUUUACUGACUACGGUAGCCGUAAUGCUGCAAGCGGUGCGGCUUUGUAGUUUACCAGUCGUACUGAAACAUUUCAUUAUUAUUAAAUUGUUUUUAUUGGUUUUUCAUACUGAAACAUUUUGACAGAGCGCCUUGAGCGCCGUGUACAACCAGUAUGGAUCAACCAAUUAACCAAUUGAUCCAUAUAUAAGGCGCUCCGGAUUAUAAGGCGCACUGUCGUUUUUUGAGAAAAUUAAAGGCUUUUAAGUGCGCCUUAUAGUGAGAAAAUACGGUACUCUGUUAGCGUAUGUUUCACAGUGUGUGCUUGUGCCCAUUGGCAGAUACCUGCACUGAGUUGUUGGAGGUGAACCAUGACGAAGAGGUGGUGGACACGGAACGCUUUGACAUCUCCCGGGAGAUAGAGGAUGUAACAUUGGACUCCAUGCAACCUGCCGAACAGGAAGUGGCCAAGCGGCUAACCACGCCCAUCGUCAACACUUUUCUCGAUACCAGGCACAUUGCUUUUGAGAGGCAAGAUUUUUUUUUUUUUUUUUUGUCAUAUGUCUUUGUUGAAGGACAAGUAAAUUGUACAGGGUUUUAUAGUAACAGGACUCUAAAUUGUUUUCCACAGAAAUAAGUCUGGGAUUUGGGGUUGGAGGAGUGACAAAACAGAAGUUGUCAAUGGUUUCGAGGCUAAGGUUUGUGCAUUUAUUAUAGCAUUCUUGCGCUGUUAAUAUUAAAUUAUUUUGUUGCUUGUCAAGGUUUGCUGACCUUACACAAGUCCCUUUCUUUAAAGCUGCAAUCAGCAGUAGAAACAAUAACAAAGCAUCCUCCUCACCCCUGUUUUGGUAAAAGGCUGAGGGAUGAUGCUGGAGAGAUGUAACCGAUCUCAAAUUCAUAGACAGAGCUAUAAAUGUGUUGGACCGACCAUCCAUAAUAUCAAAAUUAUAGUUUUAAUCAUGUUCUGGGGCUAUAUAGUGUUUGUUUACAUUUAAACAAGCUUAUAUUUUGGGUUCUGAUGGGGUAUGACAGUUGAACUAAGCUCAUGAGGCAUUUUUAAGUUAUAUUCUUCAAGAAUCAAUGGGUACAUAUAAUUCAUUUACAAAUCCAAAAAUUGAUGUAGCAACUGCUUAUUGCCCCUUUAAUUUGACAAUAUCUACAGUAGAUUGCCAGCUUUUUUUAAAUGUUCAGUAGUGUUUUUUCCUUUUAGUAGCAGUAAAGGGAAGAAUAGUAUGCUGUAUACUGCAUGAGUUGUUUUUCUUUUCAUUGCAGGUUUUCACUGUGAACAAUGUAAACGUGGUGAUCCGGACGAGGACAGAGCAUCUCACCGAUGAGGAGAAAACUAGAAUAAAAAGUAUGCACUCUAUAAUUCCUCUAGGUGGAGGUAGAGAGACAGAACAACAAUUAGUCUGCGUCUGAAAUGGCACUCUUUCGCUAUGUAGUGCGCUACUUCUGGUCUACGAGAGAUGGUCCUCAUCUCAAUGUUUAAUAAGCAGCAACUUUAGUCAAAGUGUUACACUAGGAGACACUUGCACAGCUAUAAUAACCCAGAGAGAGUACACUGAACCAAAAUGGCCUGGCUCGGUUUAGGAGGGGACUUGUUGGAGAACAGCCCUGUGUCUGACAUCAAUAACGCAUCGUCUAUAUUGUCUCUUUUUUUGUCUUCUAGGUGAGAGGAAUGUUCUGGAGUCUCUUCUUGGGACUGUGGAGCAGCAGAUAAGCGCUCAAGGGGUAAGAGAUCAGUAGACCAGGAUUUGAGGUUAUGGAGGAUUAUCUCAUCUAAUUGUUUUAUUACUUAGCUACAUAAACAGAAUCGUACUUGCCUUUUUGACUUGUAACAGAUUCAGUAAGAAUGCUUCGUCUUGGUUCAUAUUGGCUUCAAUAAGAACACUCAACUUGGUUUGUAAUGGGUUCAUUAAGAAUGCGCGACUCUGUUCAUAUUGUGGAUAGGACCUCACUCUGGAGUAUGCAACAGCCACCAACCCCACCGCCAUCACACCAGAGGAGUACUUUGACCCUGAGUUUGACCUUGAAGACAGAGACAUUGGCCGGCCCAUUGAACUCAGCAUCCGAACCCAGAAGUAAGAAAAUGAUGCUGCAAAGCCUCCGAGAGAGCAAGGCUUUCUCAUCAAUAUUCAUGUCAUCAGAAGUCUUGAUUUUUUUUAUAAUGGUUUCCCUCAGUUCAUAUAAAGGUGUUGGUGUCUAGGUUUUAGCGUAAGGGUGGUUGGAUUGAGAUGGGACUACAUUGCAGUUCAGUUGGACUGCGCGUAAUCUACAAAUCACCCUGCAUUCCAAAUAACUACUCAAGAUGUGAUUAAGAUUAGUGAUUCUUCGCCUCCCGUUGCUCAAACUGAUCCCUCAAACAGGAUGACCUGUUUAUUCUGGGUCGUAUUCAUUAGGCACCAAACUGAAGAAAACAUACUGAAACAGGGAGAGACUACCUGAACUUGUCCAAUAAGAAACGCAUGUUUUUGUUUCCUUUGCAAAAUGUUUUGCUCUGGUGUCCACUAAUGAAUAUGGCCCUGAUGUGUCCAGGUUCAAGGGCACAUUGUGGAUGAGCGAGGAACACCCUCUCUCCCUGGUGGAGCAGGUCACCCCUAUCAUCGAUCUCAUGGCCCGGACCAGCACCCACUUCGCCCGGCUACAGGAUUUUGUCACCCUCAAGUUCCCUCCAGGGUUCCCUGUAAAAAUAGGUACAGUUACACCUCCGUGGAAAAGAGUGACAAAAUGAGAAUGUUUACACAAAAUGCUUGUGCCGCUCAGCUCAUUCAUCUCAGAGGAGCGCUGAUCUAGGAUCAGGCCCCCUGUCCAUAUAAUCUUAUUCUAUGUGAACUAUAAAGCAAAACUUACCCUAAAUCAGCACUCAUACUCUGACCCGCUUGAUAAAUAUGGCCCCUGAUUGAGAAAAACGGCACACACACAUACUCACAAAGUACCACUAUGAAAGGCAUUUGCUUUUAAAUAACGGGAUCCAUGAAGGUUACCCGUCUUUGUUUCCUCUCACACAGAGAUUCCCCUGUUCCACGUGCUCAACGCCCGCAUUUCAUUUGGCGGUGUCAACAAAUGCUGUACGGGCGAACCCCUGGACACGCCACCCUCGGCUGCCACGCCCACACCCUCGGAGGAGGAGGGCAGUGAAGAUGCAGGUAGAUACACUCAUGCCGUUGACCCAGGUCAGGUGACUGCAGCAUUCGUCCCCAUGGGGUCAUUAUGAACAAAACAAAUUACACAUUUAGUAAUUUCUCAAAUUAAUUUAUUCAGUUGCUUCUGACAGCUAAACAACCAGUAUGAAUGUUUGUAUGUUUGGGGGGCGGCAGGUAGCUUAGCGGUUAAGAGCGCCAGUAACCAAAAGUUUGCUGGUUCGAAUCGCCAAGCCGACUAGGUGAAAACUCUGUGGAUGUGCCCUUGUACAAGGCACUUAACCCUAAUUGCUCCUGUAAGUCGCUCUGGAUAAGAGUGUCUGCUAAGUGAUGUAUCCAUAUCAAUUUCAUUGGAAAUAUCUAUUGACAGCCUACCAAUAAUAACAACAUUGUCUAUUUCUGUUCCCUCCAGUUCCCCCGCUAUUCCAGGUGUGUCCCUCUGUGUUUGAGGUGCCUGCACACUACCGCCACAGAGGAGGGGGCGGCAGCCGCCACAUGCCCGUAUCCAACCACGACGAGGAGUUACUGCAGUAUGCCAUCCACCAGAGUCUGCUGGAGUCCGGUGGUGGAGACCCGGGACAGGUCAGAGACGCCACACACACACACACACCCCUCCUACUCAUCUCGUUCACUCCCCGUCAGGUCCUCUUGCUCUCACGGCCUCCUCUGCCUCACUUCUCAUCUUUUGACCUGGGGCCUGUGUCUGUUCAGGAGGCCACAAUGUUACAAAACCGAUUGUGUAGAACUGAUAUUAUAGGGAAUUAUGUCCGUUACAUUUCUACCAGUUCUAUCUGCGAUGUGCCAAGCAUUUUACCUCACCUACUCCACCCUUUGUUCUGUCCUCUAGGAAGUGACCUGGGAAGAUGCCAAUGGGGACCUCACGGACCCUAUGCUCAGUAGCCAGAGUGACAGGUAAAUCAAAUCAAAUUGUAUUGGUCGCGUACACAUAUUUUGCAGAUGUUAUCGCAGGUGCAGUGAAAUGCUUAUGUUUCUUGCUCCAACAAUGCAGUAUACCUAACAAUAUAAAACAAUACACACAAAUCCCCAAAAUACAAAGAAAGAAAUGAAGAAAUAUCAGAACGAGCAAUGUCAGAGUCCUGCGUGUGUGUGUAUGUGUGUGUGUAGUAUAAUGGUGUGUAUAGACAGUAUGGACAGUAUGUGAAUAGAAAAGGUGUGUACAGCAGUAGUUAUAUAGGAUGAGCCUUGACUAGAAUACAGUAUAUACAUAUGAAGUAAGUAAAACAGUAUGUAAAGAUUAUUAAAGUGACCAGUGUUCAAUGACUAUGUACAUAGGGCAGCAUUCUGUGGUCCUCUGUAGCUCAGCUGGUAGAGCACGGCGCUUGUAACGCCAAGGUAGUGGGUUCGAUCCCCGGGACCACCCAUACACAAAAUGUAUGCACACAUGACUGUAAGUCGCUUUGGAUAAAAGCAUCUGCUAAAUGGCAUAUUAUUUAUUUAUUUAUUCUCUAAGGUGCAGGGUUGAGUACCGGGUGCUAGCUGAGUAGAACAGUCACUAAGGUUCAGGCCAGGUACACCAAGUAUUCAUGCACAUCAUUGGCUACGCUAUUCAGUUGUCCAAAGUGACUUCCAAUCAGCACAUAUAUUUACAAUAUAUCCACGGGCCCAUGUUUUGGGAAUCAAACCCACAGACCUGGUAUUGCAAGCACGUGUCCAAUCAACUUAGCAUUAAAAGCAUUAUUUUCUCAGCUAUGGCGUGUGUGCAGUAUGUGGAUAGGUGCAUUUGAAAGGAAGUUAGUAGUUAUUGACGAUGGACAACUGUCGUCCAGGAAAGAAACAUCCUUUCUUCUCUUUCUGAUCCCUCCUCCACUGUUGUUCCAGAAGCAACCCAGAGGGGGCGCUGGUGGACUUGGGAGACACCACGUCGAGUCCGGCCAGCUCGGGCAACUCGGCCUCCAGCCCCGACACGGACCUCCGCAUGGCCAUGGAGCUGUCGGCCCGGGCCCAGGCGGAGGAGGAGAGGAGGAGGAAGGAGGAAGUGGAGGAGCUGGAGAGGAUAUUGCAGCUCUCGCUCACAGAGAAGUAA
This is a messenger RNA of Coregonus sp. 'balchen', 19841 nucleotides long. NCBI's taxonomy places the organism in Eukaryota, Metazoa, Chordata, Actinopteri, Salmoniformes, Salmonidae. The record is from the annotation of a GenBank genome assembly.